AUGGACGCCAUUAAGAAGAAGAUGCAGGCCAUGAAGAUCGAGAAGGACAACGCUCUCGAUCGUGCCGAUGCCGCUGAAGAGAAGGUCCGUCAGAUCACCGAAAAGCUCGAGAGAGUCGAGGAAGAGCUCAGAGACACCCAGAAGAAGAUGACUCAGACCGGAGACGAUUUGGAUAAGGCCCAAGAAGACCUCUCGGCCGCCACUUCCAAGCUCGAGGAGAAGGAGAAGACCGUCCAGGAGGCUGAGGCUGAGGUCGCCUCGUUGAACCGUCGUAUGACCCUUCUUGAAGAGGAGCUCGAGAGAGCCGAGGAGCGUCUGAAGAUCGCCACCGAGAAGCUCGAGGAGGCCACCCACAACGUCGACGAGUCUGAGCGCGUCCGCAAGGUUAUGGAGAACCGCUCCCUCCAGGAUGAGGAGCGCGCCAACACCGUUGAGGCCCAACUUAAGGAGGCUCAACUCCUCGCCGAGGAGGCUGACCGCAAAUACGAUGAGGUCGCCCGUAAGCUCGCCAUGGUUGAAGCUGAUCUUGAGAGAGCUGAGGAGCGUGCCGAGGCCGGAGAGAACAAGAUCGUCGAGCUUGAGGAGGAGCUCCGCGUCGUCGGAAACAACUUGAAAUCCCUUGAGGUGUCCGAGGAGAAGGCCCUCCAACGUGAGGACUCGUACGAGGAGCAGAUCCGCACCGUCUCUUCCAGACUGAAGGAGGCUGAGACCCGCGCCGAAUUCGCCGAGCGCUCCGUUCAGAAGCUCCAGAAGGAAGUCGACAGACUCGAAGACGAAUUGGUGCACGAGAAGGAACGCUACAAGACCAUCUCCGAGGAGCUCGACUCCACCUUCCAGGAGCUCUCCGGAUAUUAA
This is a messenger RNA of Caenorhabditis briggsae, 855 nucleotides long. It is a transcript of the gene Cbr-lev-11, whose product is annotated as Protein CBR-LEV-11, isoform b. The transcript has 8 exons. Gene Ontology annotation, biological process: muscle contraction; actin filament organization. Bases 1 to 855 code for a protein of 284 amino acids. Gene Ontology annotation, molecular function: actin filament binding. NCBI's taxonomy places the organism in Eukaryota, Metazoa, Nematoda, Chromadorea, Rhabditida, Rhabditidae. Gene Ontology annotation, cellular component: actin filament. The record is from RefSeq and is a predicted model, not a curated record.